UAUUGACCGUCUAGCUGUUAGGAUUUGCUAAAGUGGGAUCGUCAAUGACAAGUUAUUGUUUUCGUUCCAUCUCAGAAAAUCACAACGCCACGUAGAACAAAAACGUGUUUAGAUUCUCAAAAUAUCCUGGGUUCAGUAAUUUCAUUUGUAAUCAUGGCAUAUUUGCCUAAUAUGCAGGUAAGUUUACGUAGUCGUAAACGUUGCUCGUUGUGUUAAAACGGUUAACAAGUACAUCGACGCAUGGUAUAUAUAUUUACAUCCAGAGCCUGAAUUAUGUGUAAAGGUUAGUUUAAACUUACAAUCGCCAGUGUGAACACUCUGACAAAACCUGACAAUUAGUAACUGUGGUAGCCUAGUUAAACACAGUUUUACAAUCGUGCUUUAAAGAUUCACGGCUCUAAGACUAAGAGCUGGUGUAGUUUCGGGCUCAUUUUGCACAACAUAACUCAUAAGUUAAUUACAAAUAUUGGCUUUAAUAUGGAUUGGUGUAUUAUUAAUUUUAUGGAACAAACAGUGGCAUGGCCAGCCCGACAAUUUGGUCAUGCUAUGCAAAUAUCAAAUCAUUAUCAUUAUUCAUUUCUUUAGAAAUCGAUUGUUUUCACGGUUUGUGAACACGAAAAUAUUUGCAUAGCAUGACCAAAUUCUCGGCUGGCUACGCCACUGGGAACAAACGUACUGACUGAAGGCCCACACAGACUGGACGCGAUUCGGCAACGCGACGCGAAUUUUCAGAUUUCAAAAACAAAACAGAAAACUGAAAAUUCGCGUCGCGUCCGGUUUGUAUGGGCCUUGAUCAGGCGACGAACAGUCGUGAAUUUUAUCCUGUAGGCUACGGCUAUAUACGCGGCUAUGGUUAUACACGCCAAUCACUUGUAAGAAAACAGCCGUAAACAACGUGAUUAUAUAAUAGAACAAGAUCUUUGUAUUACUUGUAAACUUAAGAGAGGUAUCGAAAAUUCAACUCUGUUUUAGGGCAGCAAAAUGGUAAAAUCGUAACAAAAACUUUUACUCAUGCAUAUUACUAUUACUACAUGCUACUAAAAGUAUUAUUAUUAUUUACAAUGUUAUAUCAUAUAUACAUAGUCAUAAACAAAACGUUUAAUAUUAUUGCUAUUACUAUAAUUGAAAAUACUAUUCAGUAUAAAAACGGUUAACGAAUGUUUGCAAUUUAAUAACGAAUGCUUGCAAUUUAAACUUAGAUGAAAAGAAACGAACUGUCUUUAAGUUAUAUUUUGUUCUGUCUAAUUCUUGGUCUAACCUACAGCUACGUGGUACCAUCCGUUAACUCAGGUAUGUUGUUUAUAUAUAUUACGUCUGUAUCCAAAAACUAUAAUUUAUUUCUUCUUUAUUAUUAAUUAUGCCUGACCUAUGGCUAUACACGUAGAAAUGCUCAAGUUGUUAUAACGUACAGAUCUGCAAACAAAUUGUAACUAGUAUUGGUCGGUCGAUAUCAGGAUGUUUUCACACCGCUUGUUCCCAGUUGUUGUGACAGAAACACCUAUCCGUAACUUUUAAAAAACGCUAUUUUCGGAGGAAUUAUUGCAAUGUAAAGAUGUUUCGCUCAGCUUCUGAAAAUUGUUAAAUUGUACAUUCCGUAUCGGAUAUAUAGGUGCUUUUUCGCGCCCGGCUACGGAAAGCUAUCUGGUACAAGUGUAAACCCAGCCUAAGUCUGGACUAAACAAGCUGUAAUCAUUUUGUGACAUGCAACCGCAAGGUUGACAAUUGUAUAACAGAAAGUGCUCCAAAUUGUUCCAACAAGACUAUAUGGGCUGUUCGUAUAAACAUUAGCAAUCUCGUACCCAGAGUAUGCCCGUCACCUAACCUGCGAACGGGCAUACUCUGGGACAAGAUUGUAACAUUAGUUGAAGGGUAUUGUAUAACUGGAAAUUAUCGAGUGGAAAUUAUAUACAUUGAUUAAUAAAUGUAUAUAAAUUUCCACUCGAUAAUUUCCAUCUACAAUUAUACCCUUCAACUAUUAUUCAAUCGAGUGAGAUGCCAACAAAAUCUCGAUGUUCGUAACAUUAAGCUUAUUGCUGCCGUGAUGUUUCAGAUAUACAAACUCAAGCCAAAGGCGAGAGGUUUUACAUGUCAGUUACCCUGAUCUGAUAGAACACGGUGUCACGGGCGCGAAUGCUGAUCAAUAUAGUUUGUGAAACCGGCAAUUUAUCUUUUGUUAAAAAUGAGCAAUGUCAACCAAUCUUAAUGCCAUUUUUAUAUAAUGUUCAACAUCUAGUUCCCCAAGGCCAAGCUAAUGCCACAUCAAAACCUGAAUGUGAAGGCAAGUACAGUUACUGCGGAUUCAGGUUGAGUGUUUAAUGACGUCACGAGCGUGUGAUUAUUGCAACACUCAAACGCAUGCGUUGUCAAGUGGAAAAUAUCUUGUUGCUAUGCGGAAGUAUUGUAAAGGCGUGGUUGUUUUCGAUAAGUUGUCGCGUUUAUAGUCUUUAUACUCGGCUUAAUAUUGUAUUGUUUUGAUGGAUAAUUUUAUUGAAAUUCAGUUUGAUUAUCAGUAUUAUUCAAAGAACAGGAUCACACCGUUAUUUAUUGGUAACGAUGAAUUACUGGCUUUAUCUUAUCAUGGCUUUUACUCGCGUAUGUUAAGCGAAGUUCCACACAUUGCCAAGGUAGCACCAACGCCCUCUGAUUCAUUGCGACUGAUUUUGAUUGAAGAAAAUCGACCCGAAAUAGAUCUCUCACCAAAGUAUUUCAAGUCGCAGAUGAUGAGAAUUUUGAACAAAGGAUUAAAAACAAUUGUUAUUCGUGUUGUUGCAAAUGAAUCACCGCUUGUUCACUUUGGUACACAGGCGCCAGCUAAAGUUACAAAUAUUUCAGAUAAUCCUCGAAGCAAACGUCGUUUGGAAUUAGUUCAAAAUAGCGGAAAGGGAAACAUGCAAGUUCAGCUAACUGAUAAUAGCAAGACCAUAAUAAGUCCGAGUACAGACUCAGUGAUUUUACCGCUGGAAAGACACGCAAAGAAACACGAAGAAAGCAUUCGAAACAUUUCCGAAAAAUUGCAGAACUGAAGACUCGAGAGCUUGAAUGUUUUGACAAUAAAUUAAGUGAUGCCUGUCACCAGAACGGCGGCCACUUGUCUGCGUGUGGCAAUUGUCACUUAAAAAUUGGUCACACCAGAAAAUCAUGCACUUUUAGCCCGUGUAGAUCAGCAUUUUCAUGUGGAAUCCUCGCAAAACACAAUGAUCAAAGAUCGACAAGGGCAAACCUCACGAAAGAGGUGUCGAAGCUCGAAACCGAAAUAACAAAAGCGAGAUCUGAUAUGCAUAGUGCUAGAACCGCAUUAGAAAACGUGACUGAACAAUUCUUCUAAGAAAAGAAUAGAGGAUAUCCUUGUAAAUGAAGAACCGCAUAGAUACAUCACUAGCGGACGCAGAAACUGGUUAGUUUUGAACAAAGAUGUCAUGCUUUUACAGAGUAAAUUGAAGGGAAGCCUGCCAACCCGAAAUAACGUUAUGAACCUUCUAAAUUCGUUGGUAAGAGAAACGUCGGUGUCAACUUUAACGAUGACUACUAAAACUAGCACACAUUCGGUAGUCAUUCACGGCACUGACCACCGGAUGGCUCCCCAAAAGCGAGUCCUUGAAGAAGAGUAUGGAAUUAACUUCCCAACAAAAAAGUUAUGUAGUAAAUCGAAUAAUCAAUUGUGUUUAGACGGUCAAGACAAAAGCGACUUUCAUAUGGCUCUUAAGACAAAAGCGACUUUCAUAUGGCUCUUAAACUACAACAACAAGAGAUUGAAAAUGUAUCAUCUGAUAGUGUAAUCGAUGAAGACGACAAUGACGACCUUCAACUUGAAGCCGAUGCGGCGGCCGCUUUGUUACAUUUAAAAGCAAGAAAAUGAACUAUUCUCAAACAAGUAACAUUUUGAAAAUACUUUAGACUAUUAUUAAUACUUCUAUCAGCAUAUGUGCUGUAUUGUUGUGUUUUAUAAAGGGAAGAUUGCAUGUUUGUAUACAAAAACCUCAACAUGAUACUGUUAUUGCAUACCAUUUCAAAUAUGACAAAAGCUGUUUAAUUUAAUUAUAGCUCAUUUGGUCUUGGGCUUCAGUUUUUACGAAAAUGUUUGUGGUGCAAUAUCAAUAUUAAUUGAGUUAUUGUCACGCAACACAAAAGAUCUCCUCUAAAUGUUUAAUAUAGUACUUACAGUAUUGGGCCUGUUUUAUACGUCGAUUUCGGUCGCGUCGAAUGCAAUUCAAACAAUAGAUGCACGAAGUUUAAUGAGGUUUAUCAUGUCAUCUAUUCAAUAUUGUCUUUAUACAGUAAUUGCAUUCGACUCUACCAGAAUUCGACGUAUACUGCAGGCAUUAGAAAUGUUCAUAUUUCAUGUUUUGUUUUAAUAUAGCUUAUAGUGCUUAACAUUAAACGUUUAUAUUUUAUGUCCAGCUUUUCAUCAGCAAUCGCACAUACUGUGACUGUGUUACUGAUAGGGGGAACAAAAUGUUAAUCAGUAAAAUAUUUUUAGAUUCAGAGGUUUAUAUAACCAGUUACUUCAAAAAAUCCCCGCAUGUCACCUGGAGUAAUGAAAUCCAGUGAUGCAUACAUGCACUGAACUAACUGAGCUACGGUGGUGAUAUCGCCAAAUUUGUAUUUCAUAACAGUGCGAAUCUUUCCGAAUACAUACUCGGCCGGAUUAAAGUCAGGUGAAUAGGCUGGCAUGUAUACGAGUUCAAUAUCGAGAUCGUUCAAGAAUUCUUGCAAAACGAAACCACCUUGGUUAUGAUGUGUUGCGCAAUUGUCCAUUACUAUCACAGACCCAGGAUCUAAACAGGGUCGUCCACUUCGUAUGUUUAUGGAAUUAUACGCCUCCUCGAAAAAAGCAAGGAAAUCUAUUGUAUCUGCACCGCCGUCAACUGUGUUUACAUAGUCAACCCCAGUUAAAGAACACAUCAAAUUAACUGUAGUAUUAGGAGAUUCUGCGUAUCUCUGGCAUUCAAUUGCGCGUUCUCCAACUGGAGCGUGGCCGUAACUGCGUGUUCCAUGUCGUGGAAGUUUUAGUCCGCAUUCAUCGAAAAAUUUUAACGUAUAGGGAUCUUUACUGUUUAGGUAGUUUACGAAUAGUUGAGUAUAAGCCAUGUUCUGUAGCGUAAAUCUCUCUUGGGCAAUAGGUUGUAAUUUCUUGUAGCUGUAUUCCUUGCCACUAGGAAGACGAUGUCGAACUGCUUCGGAUAAGGCUGUUGUCGACGUUGUGCCAUAUGGCAGGUCCCCAAACUCGUUCAGUUGCUCAAUAAUUUCAUAGUAUGAAAUAGAAGGCCGUUGUUUUUUCAAAAACUCGACGUACUGAAGAUCGCCUUGAGACAAAUGACUAGGAUUUCCACCUCUGUUCUUUUUUGGGCUGGUUGUCCCAUCCUGCAUGGCAAAAACGUUUCCAAAUAUUGGAUACAACUGCCGAAGAUACCCCCAGAGAGUGCGCUAUAUCAGUGUACUUCCCUGGAAAAAUACCUGUGUGAGUAUCACCACCGUGAAGUAUAAUUUUGUUAAUAAUCAAUAAUCUGAGAUCUUGCGAUAGAGGUUUUCCUUGUGCAAACAUCGACCGUGCUCGUUUACGCGCCACAUUUUUAUAAUAAAAACCCCGUUAAAACUCGGUAUUAACAAUUAAUAUUUGAUUCAAAAAUUAUCAGUAACUGGCUGUUUACCUUUUCAAAAAGCGUGUGUAUAAUUUUAUAAAUUAUAUUGCAAAUAAUGGGCUUUUGAAUGAUAUACGGCUACAAAUAAUGCUGCAUUUGUGCGAUUACGAAUUUAUUUAUUUAUACAGCUAUUAGCCCUAGCAACAAGACGUUUUCCACUUGACAACGCGUGCGUUCGAGUGUUGCAAUAAUCAUGCGCUCGUGACGUCAUUAAACACUCAACCUGAAUCCGCAGUAUAUGGUUGCAUGCAUUGGCGGACGUUUUCAGCUAUUGUUGUUGGCAUCAUACGUGGGUGUUGGUAGUGCAGUUGUUAGUGCAUGUGCCUUUCACUUCUGUAAAUGAGCAUGAUUAAAGACUGAUUUCCAGUGCUGUGUUUUUCAUUACGUACGUAUACAGUGACGUUUACGUACGGGUGCUACGCACGCGGAAACGGAUAAGUUGAACCCGGUUCAACUUUUUACACGCGUUUAAACAUUUACGCAAUGUCUCACCCAAUCAGAAAGCUGAUUGGGAUCACGUGAAAAUUGUAAUGACGCAUUCUAAAAAAUAGGUAUGUGUUUUCAACACAUCUUCCGUCGCCAAAUUUACAUACCUUAAGGCGUGUUUUUUUACACACGUUAUGGUGUGCAUUUUCCGGAAAAAGUGUGUAUUUUUGCACACCUUAAGGUGUGUAUUUGCAAGAUAAAGGUGUGUAAAAAACACGCCUUAAGGUGUGUAAAAACACGCCUUAUGUGUUUUUUGUGUUUGUUUGCUUGUCGCCAAAUUCACACACCUUGAGGUGUGUUUUUCCAAAAGGUGUGUAUUUUUACACAGUUUAAGGUGUGUAUUAAAUAUUUACAAUAUAUAUAAGCUAGGACUACAAUAAUGCAAACAUCAAUGUACAAAUGAAGAUAACAUAUUUAUUUUAACCUCUGCCAACAACACACAAAUCUGAUUAAGACAUGAUCCACAUAACACAAAGUCGUUGUAAGACUAAAAAUCCCAUCACAACAGAGUGGAUAGAAACCUCGAAAACAUCAUGAAAUGCAAUGACAUACGCGCUGAACAUCUGAUAGUUAAUUAUCGGUUGAGUACUCCUCUCCCAACAAAAGCUUUGAUUGACAUCAUCUUCAAUCAAAUUCUCAUUCCUCUCAACAUCAACUGGAAUUCUAUGUGAUCUGGAACUACCACAACGUUUCUCUCGUUUGUGUUGAUGGCUAAAUAUUUAAACAAAAUUUGAAACAUGAAACGAAUAUUGUUAUCAGGAUUUUGGCAUCUCACUCGGUAGAACUUUCUUAUGUUGAAGGUCUUUUGUGGAUGGAAAUUUCGAGUGUAGAUUUUAAUAAUUUAUUAGACCUGUAAACCAGAAGCAGUUGCCAGCUAUAGGCCCUCUGGCAGGAAUCGAACCUGUAAGCCCUGCGAGCUAAAUAUUUUAGUUGUCGAGGGCCAGCUGCAAGGUCAUAUAUGGGCCACAGGUUCCAUUCCCGCCAGAGCGUGGGCCUAUAUAGUUGUACUUUUUGCAACUGCUCCCGGAUAAAGAUAUAAAAUUUAUACUCAAAAUUUUCAUCUACAAAAAAACCUUCAAGAGUUAGUUCUAUCAAGUAAAGAUGUCCAAUAUCCUGAUAUUUAUACACACACCGUAAAACUGGUCAGGGGCGUAGAACCGGGGGGGGCACGGGGAGCACGUGCCCCCCCCCCCCCAAUUUUUUCAAAGGACUAAAAGUGCCCUUUUUUGUGAUGAAAAGUGCCCUUUUUGUGAUGAAAAGUGCCCUUUUUGUACAAGCUAAUGUCGCUGUAAAUACUAAGUUAACAUCAAAGGUACCCUUUUUGUUUGGAAAUUUCCAAGUUUUUAAAAACAAUUUGUACAAAAAGGUGCAAUUUCGGUAUGGUACGACGGAAAAAUUUUUCUUCCCCCCCCCACGCCGGCCCCCAUCGCCAACAUUUCCGGGAAAAUUUUUAUAGGUGCCCUUUUCAAUACCCUAAAGUGCCCCUAGAAGCCGGUACCUCCUCAAUCUUCUGAUGCUUCCUACGCCCCUGAAACUGGUAUCCGGCAUCUUAGUAUAAAUUCAUGGAUUUGGAGUUUCUGUAUCUUACGCACUGGAAUCACAUUCGCAGGGCCACAUGUCUAAUUCCUACCAGAGGGCCUACAGUUUUUGCAACUGCUCCUGCAUGGUGGUCUAAUAAAUGUAUAAAAUUUGCUCAAAAUUUCCAUCUACAGAAUUUUGAUUUUGUUAUUUAUAUUGUGAAGAGAAUUCUACCCAUUACUCGAAAUGAAUUUACGUGCGUUUUUCCUGCUAUGGCCUUUACGUACGAAAAAACCCCGCUUGAUUGGAAAUCAGCUAAAAGUUCCUUUCCGCAAUAUGCACUUAUUUGAAUAUAUCAGUGUUUUCAGUUGACUUUGCAAAACUGCGCAGGUUUUCUCCCCAUGGUUUCUUUAUGUAGUAUAAUACUGGUCCAGUAGCAGGAGCAGGAGUAGCAGCAGCAGCAGCAGCAGCAGCAGCAGCAGCAGCAGCAGCAGCAGCAGCAGCGGCGGCAGCAGCAGCAGCAGCAGCAGCAAUAGCAAUAGCGGUAGCCGUAGCGGUAGCGGCAGCGGCAGCAGUAGUAGUAGUAGAAGUAGAAGUUGGUGGUGGUGUUGGUGGUGGUGGUGGUGUUGGUGGUGGUGGCGGCGGCGGCGGCUGUUGCUGUUGUUUAUUAAUUAUACAUAAAUUACAGUUUACAAACUGAAUUGAUUAUAGCCUCGUUUACACUACGCUCAAUUUUUGGUACCGUACCACUUUUUGGUCCUUGGACUACCUAAAUAGGUAGUCCAAGAACCAAAAAAAUGGUACGGGUACCAAUAUUAUCCGUGCCGUACCAAAAAUUGGGCGUAGUGUAAACGGGGCUUAUGUUAACAACAGGUAAUUUAGAAAAUUAUCAUAAAAACUAUAUAACUAUUUACAAUAAAACUCAUUGUGACGACUAGCUGUAAUGUUCAUAAAGGAAUUUUUAAAACGGUCCGUAUUACACGUGGGGACGGAAAAUUUCCUAAUGUUUCUUAAAGGUAAGUUUCUGUUCGUAUUAAAAGGCAAAAGAUUAUGCAAUUUGUCCUCUGUAUUACGGGAGACCUUUAAUAAAAGAUCAUCGCAGAGAUUGUCCAAAGAUAAAUAACAGUCUAGUACUGAUAAAACUUUCCAUGCAGUUUGAAAGUAUAAAGUUAAAGUUAGUUUAGGUUUCCUCCUGUUGUCCUGUAGUAACAAAUUACAAUACACCAUUGAGUUAUUUUAAGAGGUACGUGGCCUUUAUACUCGGUCUGUCCGAGAGCAAGGCAGUUCAGACAGAAUUAGCCUGCGAGACAUGCUCUGGUUAGGGGAAGGAAAAGCCUGCAAUCGCUUCUAAUAAAUUUUAGUGCCACCCCUUAUAAUAAGUUCAAAUUCGCUAUAUAGAUUGACAAAUCAGAGCAGUAUUUUGUUGUUUACUUCCUGCGAAAUGUCAAUCACGCACGUGUCUUGCCGAUAUAGUAUGUCGAUUUCAAAUAAAUAGGCCCUGGGACCGAGGAUGAAUAAAUAUACAGUAUACAGGAGUCUAGGGAGCGCAACACGGUCUGCGUUACGGAGGCUAGGUGGCAUGAGCCAGUAGCAAAUGCAUUAUUUCGCCAUGAGUUUCUCUCGAGGGAACUAAUCAAUCCUUUAGAGCGAGAAGUUAUUUACAGGGAAUGCAAAGCCUUCUGUAUAAAGUCGGACAGUUGUUUAAAAUCCAUCAAACCUGCAUGAUUAACUCUCUGUAUUCUCAAACACCAUUGUAUUAUAUAGGGAGAUUAAGGUUUAUUGCUCAAUACUAAACACUGUAUUGAGGGAGCACUUGCAACUUGGAAAAUUUGAAAGAUAAUGAAAAUGAGCGAGAAAUCAACGCUAUUGCUUUAGCAACAUCAACACUUAUUCGGUGCAGAAAUCCUAGAAUGUCUGCACUCGCGUAUUCCUAGGAUAUCUACCAUACUAUUUCACAGUGGAAUGAGUUAUCAGGAUAUUUGUUACAAUCCCUGUACUUCUACUAUAACAUCUAGUUAUUUCAGUACAUGCUCUGAACACUCCUCGAGCGCCUCGUCGUUAUAGAACCGCCGUCGUUGCUGACCGUUUUGAAUAUUGAUAUUACUGUUGAUUGACGUGUCAUUAGAGCUAUAGCCAAUGAAAAGCUAGUGUUCGUGGGCGAACGCUAUACACGAAUAUUUAUUAGAAGCCGGACUGCCAUGCUCUUCCUUCCCCUAACCAGAGCUGAGCCUGCCUCCCAGGUUAGACAGAAUAGGAAUUAAACCAGUGUAAUUUAUAGUUUAUUUUAUAGAUUAAUUAAUUUCUUCGCCACUGGCGAAGCUAGAGGUCAUGAUGAGCAUGAGUAAAACAUUUUCCAGGAAAAGAGUAUUUUAAUGUUAAAAACAAAUCUCCCAAAUUUAAAAAUGCUGUUUUUAAAAAUUAAAAAAACAUUUUAAUGUGCGAAACCUUUAAAAUCUGGCGAUUUUGGUUUGAUUUUAAACCAAUUCGACCACAAUUGCGUAGUUUCACCUGACCACGGGUUAAUAGCAAGACAAAUGGGUAAACUGCCCGUUAGUCAUGCCCUCGUAAGGCGGGCAUGACUUAAUCACAAAUUCUAACGCUUUCUACACGGCAAAAACGCUCAGGUUGAUGCAAUACUGAUGAAAACAGGAUUGAACAAUGUUUUGCUGCCCACAUUGUUCACAGCUGUCAACAAUAUUGAACAAUAUUGUUACACCCGAUUCAGACUCAACAACAUUGUUCAAUAUUGUUGACAAGGGUGAACAACGUGGGCAGCAAAACAUUGUUCAGUCCUAGCCUGUUGAGCAACGAGCUCGGCGUUUUUUGCCGUGUAUAUAUUGGCACACAUAUAAAAACGUCUGCGUUUACUAAAUUUUGCCUUGCAAAUGUGGUGUCAAGUCACAGAGUAUCUCACAUAUGGAAGAUGCGGUGAGCGCGUUAGAACUCGAGCGAAGGGUAUUGUUAGUAGAUGAGUGACUACCCUGCUCUGUCCUGAUAGGCUGGAAUUCUCCGAAUUCGCUUUCUCACUAAACCCGGCAUGCAGUGGGCUCCGCGUAAUCAAAGAUGGGCCAUGGGGGUGACUGACUGAAGUCUUAGUAAAUUGUGAGGUGUGUAAUUAUUGGAUGUUGCGCUUAUUUUGUAAUUUAAGUACCAAUAAAAAAUUUAACCGGUUUCAGGAGCACAGAUCGGCACUGAACUGAUUGGUACAAGUGUGGCUGUUGCCGUAACUCUUGCCAUAGUGUUUGUUGUCUUAUUUGUGAUCCUCAUCAUAUACAAAAGACGAUUACGCCAAUCUUCCAAGUUGUGUAACCCUGUUCCUGUAGUGGAAACAGUUGAAAUGCAGAAUCCAACGUUACGGCUAUUACCACAACCAUUGCAAAAUAAUCAGGUAUGUAUACAUCUUAACAUGAAUUUUCACGCCAGCCCAGUCAAACGGAAAAACACGGCUAGUACAUUUCCCUGUCACUGUUGGAUGAUUUUCUUGGCCGAAUAUUCUGCUGAAUGUAGCCAUUAUUGUCUCGGGUAUGAGGUUAAUUGUUAAGCCUGGUUUCAAUAUGGUUGUAACUGUCGUGACUCUGUCGUGCACUGUCGCAAGUUAAUUUUAUACCCAGGGAUCGUACAAGCAGCUGGCGUGGGCAGUUUGAAAAAGACAAACUGUUACCGCCACGCUGUCGUUUUUCUGUUUCAGUUAAAAAAACAUCACGACAGUGCGACACGUUUUUAGCCUGUCGCAACUGUCGUCCAGACUAAACUCAGUCAAGUCCAUCUUGACGACACUGUUGUAAUUGUCGUGAACUGUUUUAGCGUGUCGCAACAAGACGUUUUUAAUCAUGUUUCCAUUUGGUCGCGAACACACUCUCACGACAUUUACAACAUUCACGUUCGCGACAGGUACGACCAUAUGGAAACCAAGCUUAAACCUUAUUUGUGCAUGUGUUAGUGCCUUACGGCAGAAUAACAUAAACCUGCAAGGGAGCGUUCAUAUAAUUUAUGUGCGUUAUAUGAACUGUCCGACAGCUUAAUUAAUGCAAAGGCAUGCAUGCAAAGCUAAUUGGUGUAGGCCAAAGGCCUACUUUGGGGGCCAAGGUCGCCGUUAUUAUUUGCAACAUUGUGCGACAUUAGGCGACAUUGGCAAUUUUCAAAGAAAAGUAGUGUGCGUCGCUGGGCGAAACUGGGCGACAUUAGGCGACAUUGGACAAAACUGAACAGUAAUAUCCAGAUAACGUCAAAUAUUAUAAUUCACAAAUUAUGCAUCUACAUAGAAAAUACAACAGUAAAUAUCAAAAUAUAAUUUAGUUAUCAAAAAUUGGUUCCUGUGGCAAAGAACACAAUUAGUUUAUUACAAAUAGCAAAAAUAACAAGGAACAUUUAUCUAACUGCUAGCCUAACAAUUUAUUCAAAGUUUAUACCGUAGUACACAUACAUGCCCAUGCAGUGCAUGGUACAUUUACAGCAUCAUGGAACUCUGACUUCUCAUUAAAUUGACUGGUGUAAACACCUCAUAGAGUUUUAAAACCUGUUUAUGGACUGUGGUAUGCAGUGAUGGAAGUGAAAGAAUUGGCAUUUAAAGUAAAUAAAUUGUCAGCUAGCUAGCUAGCUAUCAUAAACGUGUACCAUGUAAAUCAUGUACCACCAUAACCAUGCUUGAAAUCUAACCCACCAAACUGGCAAACAAAUAUCUCAAAUUAGUCAAAUAGUGAUAACUAUAAAUCUUAUAGUUUCAUUAAAAAAUAGAAUUUACUUUCAAAGCAAACAGAUAGAAAAAAGUUUAAUCCAUAUACAGUUGUAUAACUAUACUGACUUACUUUACUAAAAUUAGAUGACAGUUCCUUUACUUUAACUGAACUAAUAAAUAAUUAAAUUCCUUUUAUCCAAAACCUCAGAGACCUGUUCUUGUUCGGCUGGGAUUUGAGCCCGCAAUACCACGGCACGUCUGGUUUAGCUACUAACUUGUACUACUUCGUGUAAGGAAGCAUAAUAAUUGAUUAUGGCGGGCCUUGGCGACAUUUUAUAACAACCUGUACCGUAGAUCUUUCUGUGGUGCGUUCAUUGCUCUGUAUCUUUUGCGAUGAUACCUAAUUAUGAGAUGUCGAUCAUCGUAGCUUCGUCGAAAAGUAAGUACUUUUAUUUUACAAACUACACAGUCGUAUUUUGAACAUACUAUAGAUGACUUUCUUUAUUCAUAGAUAGGACUAUUCCAUAUACAGUAACAUGUACCGGUGGUAACACCCCUAUCGAGUUCAAGGUUUUACUAUAUGUACCCCUGAAAAAUUCCUACUGUAACAAAGUAUGUCCCAUGAUGGUUUCCUGUUAAUAGCAGUUACCACUUAAAUAAUUCAGCAUUUACCUAUCGAAUUUCAAUUUUUGCCUUUGACCCCUGACGAAAUCUCAUUGAAAAUACCCAACACCUGAAGAAUUACUUCUGAGAAAUUCCAGGGCCAAAAAGCAACGUACCCGAGAUGAAUUCCAAGUUCAUUGAUAUAAUGCCUCAUAGAGACUCAAAAAGGAUCGUGCACUGAUUUAUACUAUAUCUUAUACAUCCCCGGGCGUUCUCACACGCUCCCGGGCGCUUCAGGGCGUCCCCGGGCACUCCUGGGCGUCCCCGGGUGCACCGGGCAGUAUUUAGUACUCGUGACCGAUUAUAUAUGUCCCCGGGCACUCCUGGGCGUCCCCGGGUGCACCGGGCAGUAUUUAGUACUCGUGACCGAUUAUAUACGGUAUAUAUAUAUAUAUAUAUAUAUAUAUAUAUAUAUAUAUAUAUAUAUAUAUAUAUAUAUAUAUAUAUAUAUAUAUAUAUAUAUAUAUAUAUAUAUAUAUAUAUAUAUACCGACGGUACCGUUUAUAACUACCGACGGUACCGUUUCGGCCUUUAGGAUACCUAGUGUCCUUCACUAGGCUAGUGAGAGGUAUUCUGUACUUUUGCACUCGCCAGUUAUCAUGAAUGUAUCUUUGACAAUAAGAUCUAAGUUUGAUUUCAUAUACAACAUUUACAGUAAUGGCGUGUGAUUGACUAAUUUGACUGAGUUUCACAAAGAAACACAUUGGAGAAGAUAGCCAGAAGGCUGCCUUAACAACAUAAUUUAGGUAAUUCUCAUUGGAAUAAUGUGUUGUAAUUCAUAUACAUAUAAACGCCAAAUAACCAAGCCUCAUUAAUACUGGUGAGAGAUGGUGCCCUAACAGCACAUGCCCUUGGUGUUUGUGUACAUGUAUUUAUGAAAAAAACAUGCAAGAAACUAACAAAUAAAUAAGGAAUAGACUAGUAUGGACGACAAACUCAAAGUGCAAAAUUGGGCAUGCUUGUGUGAGAUUAUGCGACAUUAGGCGAAAUUAGGCGACAUUAAGCAAAUAGACUGUCAGGCAAAGUUAAAAAAUUGGGUGCACAUGGGCGAAAGUGGGCGAAAUUAGGCGACAUUAGGCGAAAUUAGGCGACAUUAGGCGACCUUGGCCCCCAAAGUAGGCCUGGCCAAGGACAGAUCGAUUAAAUUUUUGUUCUUUUUGGACGAAAAUUAGAUAAUAUAUUUACAAAAAGUUGCGUUAAUUUUCUUUUGGGCCAGCAAAUCAAUCAUUAUAUUUCGUUUAAAGAAAAGAAUACCCAAGUGUAAAUGUAACAUGCUUCUUCUCUUAGAAAAUUAGGUAUGGAAGGUCGGGUGUCUGUGAUACAAACAGAAUGCAUAUUUUAAUCUUUCCCUGUACAGUCUAGAUUUCAAACUAAGCACAAGUACAGAAUGAAAACAAAUAGAAACAAAUAUUUCUUGAGUGUUUUGUAUUUGGAGAAGGUCAUGCAAAAGGAACGUGUUUAGAAUAAUUUUUAGCUAUAUGUUUGGGGUAGGUCACCGGAACAUGUAUAAGGCGUGAAGGGUAGUUAAUGGGUUAUCAAAAAAUAUUCUUUCAAAAUGCAAAAUCCCGGCCAUGGAUAGCUCCCUCCCACCUCAUAAAUUAUAAACGCUCCCUUAGACCUCCUUAAAGAUCCAGUUGCUAUACCCCUCAAUAAAUUUUAUCCCGACGCGAAAUGCGUCAUUUGGCAGUCAACACAUGAAAUCGGUUUAUUACAAAAAAUUAUUAAUACUGUAUACGUACAGGAAUUUGAUUACGUUAUUCCAGUUGAUGGUGAAACAGCGCCAGACGAACUAGGUUAUGUAAUUCCAGCUGUUGAUGGUGGAACAGCACCAGACGAACUAGGUUAUGUAAUUCCAGUUGAUGGUAGAACAGCACCAGACGAACUAGGUUAUCUAAUUCCAGUUGAUAGUGGAACAGCACCAGACGAACUAGGUUAUGUAAUUCCAGUUGACAGUGGAACGACACCAGACGAUGUAAUUCCCGUUGAUGGUGGAACAAUGACGAAUGAAGAAAUCCAAAUCUCAGUACCCUCUGGUUAUAGUGAGCUUCAUUUUCCCGUCGACAGAGAAACAAUAAAUGCUGGUGACUACCAGAAACUUUUGAAACGCGAGUCUGGUUACGUUUUACCGGCUGAACCACCACCUGUAUACGAAGAUGUUGAAAUUAUUAAAGGAAGAUGAUUAUUCUUACUAAAACUUUCCUCUUUAGUUUUUACCCGGCGUGUAAAAUAUUAUCUACAAUUUUGCUGUUACCCUGUUACUUAGAGGGUGGUGAAGGUUAUUUUACUGAAGCGUGAAUUGCUAUUUCGCGUGAACAAUGAGUAGCCAUAUAUAUAUUUUUCCAUCAAAAAGGAAAUGUCAUGGGCAAACGAGUAAACUUUGAUAUAGAGUGUUCAAAUAGAGGAGACAAGACAUUGUCUCUAACUGCCUUGUAAAAUUGAUUAUUAUUCUAUUAUUGAUCAUUUCUUUCUGUUUGAGUAUUCUGAGUGUUAUUGCGUUCGACGAAGGAGAACGCAUACUAAUCGUG
Messenger RNA from Paramuricea clavata, 15506 nucleotides. The record is from the annotation of a GenBank genome assembly. Lineage: Eukaryota; Metazoa; Cnidaria; Anthozoa; Malacalcyonacea; Plexauridae.